Messenger RNA from Gadus chalcogrammus (walleye pollock), 2340 nucleotides. Its product is annotated as cytosolic phospholipase A2 gamma-like. Gene Ontology annotation, biological process: glycerophospholipid catabolic process. Gene Ontology annotation, cellular component: nucleoplasm; nuclear envelope; cytosol. Bases 1 to 1692 code for a protein of 563 amino acids. The record is from RefSeq and is a predicted model, not a curated record. Lineage: Eukaryota; Metazoa; Chordata; Actinopteri; Gadiformes; Gadidae. The transcript has 13 exons. Gene Ontology annotation, molecular function: calcium ion binding; calcium-dependent phospholipid binding.
AUGUCACAUCUGACCCUGUGGAACCAUCCAGGGCUGCGACUGAGACACAGGGGCCUGCAAGACUCGGUGCCCCACAUCGCCCUGCUGGGCUCUGGGGGGGGGCAGAGGGCGGCUGUGGCUCUCCUGGGGUCUCUCCAGCAGAUGGGGCAGGACGACCUGCUGGACACCCUGCUCUACAUGGGAGGAGUGUCUGGGUCUGGCUGGGCCAUGGCGUCCCUCUACACCGACCCCCAGUGGAGCACCAACACGGCCGCAGCUCUGGCCAGGCUGACCCAGCCCGGCCCGGGGGUGGACGACAUCAUGGCCUGGCUGAGGGUCCGGGCGGAGCAGGAGGACUUCUCCCUCUCCGACCUCUGGGGGUCCCUCCUCUCCUCCAGCGUCAUGAAGCAGCUGGACCGCACGCGCCUCUCCGACGAGGCCAAGAGACAAACCACCAACCCCUAUCCGGUCUACAGUGCGCUGGAACAAAACUGCUACUUGGACGGCCAGACAAAAGGCAAAUGGUUUGAGUUGACUCCUCAUGAGUCGGGCUUCACAGAGCUGAAUCACUUCACCCCCACCUCCCAGCUGGGCCAAAGACCCUCAGACAGAGGGGCGUCUGAGGGGGAGAAGGGCGUGAAGGGGGGGAAGGAGGAGGUUAUGGAGGUGGAGGUGUCCGGGAUGGACAUGGUCACCCUGCAAGGUAUAAUAGGCAGUGCAAUGGCAGAUGAACAGAAGAUGCUGGCGCAUUUGCCGGAUUGGCUGAAAAAUAUUCUUGAUAUCCACUCUUCCCCGUCCGAGGGAGGCGUGGACAGCCAGGAGAGGAAGACGAAGGGCGACGCAUGGAUGGAGAAGGUCCUGAAGCCGGUGAGGGAGGGGCUCCUCGCUCUGCCCGACGGCCCGGUGAGGGAGGGGCUCCUCGCUCUGCCCGACGGCCCGGUCAAGGACGUGGUCUCGUGGGUGGUCUUGAAACUCUUACCCUUGAUCACCGAAUGGAAAUGGGGAACCACAGCCAACUUCAUCUAUCACAGCCCAGACGAGUUCAUUCCAGAGUGUCUGAGGUCGACGGAGAACCUCCAGCUGGUUGACGCUGGUCUGUUCCUGAACUCCCCAUACCCUCCGUUCCUCGGGCCCAGGAGGGACGUGGACCUCAUCAUCUCCCUGGACUUCUCCCUGGGGCAGAGCCUGAAGAGCCUGACCCUGGCCAGGGAUUAUGCAGUCGAGGUGGGGAAGCCGUUCCCAGUGAUAGACGACACGGUCCUGGAGGACGUGGACUGGCCCAGGGACUUCUACGUGUUCCCGGGAGGUCGUUCCGCGCCCACCAUCGUUUACAUGCCUCUCUUCAACCAAAGGAACUGCAGAGGUAUAAGUCGGGAUGCCCCCGUGUACCUCGGCUUUCAAGUCACGAUUCUUGUGGUCGUCGAAGGAGAAUUGGGUCAGCAACAGUGGUUUUUCCUUUUGCCUCUUUAUGGAUGUACCCUUGAUAUGGAGGUCCACACGUACAUUUUUAACGGGAAAUCGUUUCGUUGGGACUCAGACGCAGCCGAGGUGAAGUCCAAGAUGGCGGAGUACACUACAGUCCAGAUGCCGUACAACCAGAAGAAGAUAGCUGGCCUGUUGAAGAUAGCCAUGGACAACAUGAAGAACAACAAAAACAAACUGAUGCUCGAGAUGCACAGUGCUGCUGUUCGCAAGCAGAAACGCAGAUCAUAGCUCAAAGUUGAUGUCCAGGACAGAGUAAAGCGGAUGAUUUACAAAGUGCAGCCAUCCUCAGUAAAGUUUCCCUCAGAACGCUGCAAUGCUAGAAUCACUCGUCUAGCUCGUAAACGGACCCACAAAAUGUAUGUCACACUUAUUACCAAAGCAGUGUUAUUGCUCUUGAUGUGCAACCCUUAUUUUCUGCUGUAUCUUAUGCAAAUAAAAUGGAAAGAAAGGUUGUGUGCAUCUUUCCAUGUCUGCGAGAGAGAAAGCGAGCAAUUUCAUUGAUUUGAUGUCUUCGGGUUCUAGGUUGGGUCAUCCCUCUCAAAGCUCAGUACCUUUUGAUACUGGAUGAGCAGGAUUGCUUUCCUACUCAAACACGAUGGCCAUGAUUUGUUGGUAUUCAAAGAAAAUCAUCACCGUGGUUUACACAAUGGUACAAGCUACUAAAUAUCUCCCACCCACACUGGCCAAAUUUCCCAGAGUAUCAGUCCACUUCUAUCAGAGCGUAACAAACCAAAGUGACAAGAGUGCAUAGUUCUACCCCCAUCGAUCAUAUGGGUGGGGGUAGAAGGCUGCCUUCAAGUACCCCCAUGUAAGCGCCUGAACUGUGAAAACUUGUAUUUACUUUAGAAGUGUUAUCAUGCAGGUCAAAUUAAUAAA